Messenger RNA from Ichthyophthirius multifiliis, 644 nucleotides. RefSeq lists its product as hypothetical. The record is from RefSeq and is a predicted model, not a curated record. Gene Ontology annotation, cellular component: cytoplasm. Gene Ontology annotation, molecular function: protein kinase binding. Lineage: Eukaryota; Ciliophora; Oligohymenophorea; Hymenostomatida. The transcript has a single exon.
AAUAUUAAAAAAAAAAAUUAAAAUAUAUUAAUAAAAAAAUGAGAGGAACUACAUGUUAAAAAGCCUUAGCAAAUUGGGAAGCAGUUAAUCCCGGUAAAAACCCAGCUGAAGCUGAAGAAAUAAAGUUGAUAUUUUAGAUUCCUCCAAUUGAAAAAAUGGACGGUCCAGUAUUAAAUACAUUAACUAAAUGCAAGAAAUUAUCUUUAUCAUCAAACAGUAUAGACAAAAUGAUUCCUUUAAACAUGUUAAGAAACUUAGAAAUACUAUCAUUAUCAAGAAAUGUAAUAAAGAAAAUUAGUGGAUUGGAAGAUAUAGGUUCUACUCUUCGUUAAUUAUGGAUAAGUUAUAAUUUAAUCGAAAAAUUAGAUGGAUUAAAUAAUUGUGUUGUCCUUAAUACUCUUUAUAUUGGAAAUAAUAGAAUUAAAAAUUGGGAAGAACUUGAUAAACUAAAAGAACUACCUGAGCUUUCUGUUGUUCUAUUUUAUGGAAAUCCCAUGUAUGAUUUAGUUAAGGAAGAUCCAAAAUAUUAUGUUCUUAAAAAGCUUCCCACACUUAAAAAUAUUGACGGAACUAUUAUUGAUGAUAGUAUUCUUGAUAAAGUUAAAUAAAUAGCUGAUAUUCCUAUAUCUGCAAAGGCUUUAUGA